AUGAGCGUGCCCAUGUUGAAAAUCGGCGCGGUGCUCAGCACCAUGGCCAUGGUCACCAACUGGAUGUCCCAGACGCUGCCCUCCCUCGUGGGACUCAACGAGACCACCGCUGUGGUCGGAUCUCCCCCCGGCACCUCCGAACGCAUCAUCAGCGCUCUUUACCCGGGUCCCGAUGAAGGCUGGCAGGUCUACACCUCCACGGCGGACUCGGAGGGCAAGUGCGUGUGCACGGUGGUGGCACCCGCCCAGACACCCUGCAGCAGGGACCCACGCAACCGGCAGCUGAGACACCUCACGGAACGGGUCCAGAACGUGACCCAGUCUAUGGAGCUGCUGGACCUGCGGACCACCAGAGACCUGCAGCACGUGCGGGACUCAGAGCCGCUGCUGAGGGGGGUGGAGGGACGCGUCCGCACCGCACACGCCAACCCACGCAGCCUCAGUGCCAAGGGCUUCCAGCUAAAGCGCAGCGUGUCCCAGCUCCUGCCCCUGCUCCCCGUGCUGCAGCAGUUCCGAGGGGACGCGGCGCUCCUGCUGGAGCUGAAGGAGGAGGUGCGGAACCUGAGCGCCGCCCUGGAGGCCAUCCAGGAGGAGCUGGGCGCCUACGACUACGAGGAGCUGCAGCACCGCGUCAUAUCGCUGCAGACCAGGCUGCAGUCAUGCAUGAACAAGCUGGGCUGUGGGCGAUUAACUGGAAUCAGUAAUCCAAUGACAGUCCGCGCGUCUGGCUCCCGAUUCGGCUCGUGGAUGAUGGACGCCAUUAUACCUAGUUCAGACAACCGGGUGUGGUCUAUGGAUGGCUACUUCAAAGGUCGGCGUGUGCUUGAGUACCGCACCAUGGGGGACUUCAUCAAGGGCCAGAACUUCGUAGUGCACGUGCUCCCCUACCCCUGGGCAGGUACGGGUCACGUGGUCUAUAACGGUUCCCUCUACUACAACAAGCACCAGAGCAACGUGCUGGUCCAGUACCACUUCCGACAGCGCCGCGUCCUCUUACAGCGGAGCCUGGCCGAGGCCGGCUACAACAACACCUUCCCGUACUCGUGGGGCGGCUGGUCCGACAUCGACCUCAUGGCGGACGAGACGGGCCUGUGGGCGGCCCAUUCGAGUUUGGCACGCGGAGGCAGCCUGGCCCUCAGUCGCCUCAACCCUGGAACUCUGGAGGUGGUGCGUUCGUGGGACACGGGCUUCCCGAAGCGAAGUGCCGGCGAGGCAUUCCUGAUCUGCGGCACGCUGUACGUGACAAACUCGCACCUGGCGGGUGCCAAGGUGCACUUCGCCUACCACACAUCCACGGCCAGCUACGAGUACGCAGACGUGGCGUUCCACAACCAGUACGCGCACCUCAGCAUGUUGGACUACAACCCUCGCGAACGUGCCCUCUACGCUUGGAACAACGGACACCAGGUGCUAUACAACGUCACCCUGUUCCAUGUGGUGCACGGAGGAGGGGGAGGUGGUGGAGCCUUCUCACCCUCCUCUUCUUGGCUACAGCAACACCUCCAAGCUGUUCAAUGUGAUGGCGUUGGGAUGUAG
This is a messenger RNA of Engraulis encrasicolus (European anchovy), 1536 nucleotides long. RefSeq names its product olfactomedin 2b (gene olfm2b). NCBI's taxonomy places the organism in Eukaryota, Metazoa, Chordata, Actinopteri, Clupeiformes, Engraulidae. Gene Ontology annotation, biological process: signal transduction. The transcript is spliced from 9 exons. Bases 1 to 1536 code for a protein of 511 amino acids. The record is from RefSeq and is a predicted model, not a curated record.